AUGAAUAAUACUAUUAAUUCAUCGACGCCAGUGGAGAUCCGAUUCUACAGCAAAACCAUACAUCGAUGGGUUGGAACUGACAUCAAUGGAACACAAAAGGUCGUCCCCUACCAAGAAGAGGAAAAAUUAGAAGAAGCUUUUAGUCUAUGGCUAAGCUACGAAGAGUUAAUGAUGUGCAUGAAGUCUCGGGAAAAAUAUAAAGAAAUAAUUGUGGCGGAUGUCAUUAACAACUGGCCUACGAUUAGUUCUCUUGACUUUCAAGAAAACGUUGAAUAUCGUUUUAUAGAAUGCAACAAAGAGAUAAUUCGCGCAUCAGCUAAUCUCCUUUUGUACCGAUAUCAUGUCUGUGACAGGACAAGGUUCCGACCGGCUAGUUUGUCAUUGAUUGACUCGCUGAAAAAGACGAGGAUAAAGAGUGAUACUCAUGAGAAUUGUUGUGAUUUGUUUAGGAGAUUUACCAGUGGAUUUCAGACGGCCGGAUCGCAGCAGUGGUCUGGAUCGGAGCAGGGGUCUAGAUCUGUGCAGGGAUGUGGAUCGCGGACGUCUUCAGGGACCCCGUAUCCCUCUCCACAGAGUUCGUCUCCUAGCAUUUCUAGACUUUGUCUUCGAGAUAGUAGCACUGAGCCAAAUGCACCCUCUUCUGCACAUGCUUCAGAUUCAUCGGAGGAUGAUGAUCCGGAUGAUGUGCGUUAUGAUCAUUACCAUAGGAUAAUCAUCAGUCCUGAAGGCAACGAACUAAGUGUUCCUGGGAGGACCAGUAUAACCGUGAAAUUUGUAAAAAUUUGGAGUACAAAUGCCGUAGGAGACUCUGAUUCCUUCAGCACCGCUCGAAGGGUUAAAAAGAGGCCUUCAUGGGUUCUACCGCAUAUAUGGGUGGAUCUGGAGAAGUAUUGGACCACCGACAAAUUCAAGAAGCAGAGUGAACAGAGAAAGAAAGCCCGAGCAUCUGAGAAGGGUGGCUCCUUGCACUGUCUGGGUUCAAGGAGCAUGGGGGAUACGAGGAGACAUCUGGAAAAAAAAUUGGGGAGGAAGAUGAGUCAUGAUGAGUUCUUCAUGGAGACUCACAUCCGGAAGAAGAAGGCACCGACAGAUCCAACUAGAUGAGUCGAGGACCGGGCAGAGACUACACAUGGUCGCUACAAGAUCAAUUUGGAGGAGUACACUCAGAGCUUGCCACUAAAUGAGCAAGGCGAGCGACCGCCCAUUUCAGACGAAGAAGAGAAGAGGAUAUGGUUGAGUACUGUCGGUGGUCCUAAAAAAGGGAUAGCAUACGGCCUUUCAGAUAAAUCGUUUCGGCGCUACAGGGCUGUAUUGCAAGGUAUAGGGACUUUCGCCCAAGGCGAGGCGAUUGAUAGUUCGGCUAUAUCGUCCAUGGAAGAGAAGAUCGCAAAGCUGACAGCAGAGCUUGAAGAGACCAAGGCUAGAGAAAAGAAGAAUUUUGAUACCCUUCAAGGUCAGCUAGAAAGGAGGGACAAACAAUUUGAUCUCCUUCAAGGUCAGCUGGCAAAUCUUCUUGCUUGUGGUGCUUUCCCCAUUCCCCGGUCUCAUCCUCCUUCCCCACCCGCCGACGAUGAAGGUCCUAGGACAUUACAUGAAGAUGGUGCUACAUAAAAAAUUCAUUGAAUGUUGUGUAUUGUUAAACAAAGUUGUGAACUUGUCAAUAUUUUGUUGUUGGUUAUUUGAAUGAUGAUUAUAUUGUUAUUGAACACUUUAGUAGUUGUUGUUGUGGUUA
Molecule: messenger RNA, 1732 nt
Organism: Nicotiana tabacum (common tobacco)
Lineage: Eukaryota; Viridiplantae; Streptophyta; Magnoliopsida; Solanales; Solanaceae
Source: RefSeq, a predicted model, not a curated record